Penaeus monodon (black tiger shrimp) is the source of this 4861-nucleotide messenger RNA. It is a transcript of the gene sky, whose product is annotated as GTPase-activating protein skywalker-like. The record is from RefSeq and is a predicted model, not a curated record. Lineage: Eukaryota; Metazoa; Arthropoda; Malacostraca; Decapoda; Penaeidae. The transcript is spliced from 13 exons. The coding region runs from base 491 to 2683 and encodes 730 amino acids.
UUUACAUACGGACGUGAUGGCGAGCACUCUGAUCCUGGAUAGACUGAAUCCAAUUAUGUGAAAAAAACAGAAAGCAGAUUGAAAGACUAAACAGAAAGACAAUAUAUACCUAGUUUUGAUGUGAAAAUUCAGAAAAUAAGAAUGUGGCCCUUUCUCUGGCAGCUGAUACUCACCUAUCCUUCUGUCCCUCUUAAAUCCUGAUUCUUUCUGUCAUCACUUCAAAUUUAUCUAUAUUUCUAUAUUUAACUGAUUAUUUGUUUGCUUUAUUGAGUAGCUAAUUUACUUUCAUAAGGUUGCAUUUUUGAGCAAUUUAGGUUUAAUGUUGGGGUCUUUUUUGACUUAAAAUAUUAAACCAUGUGCCUAGAAUAAAUCAAAUAUUCAUUGUUUCAAAAUACUUAAGAUAAAGAAAGCAACAGGUGUAUCCUAAGUCCUCCCAUCCUAAUCCUCCCUGACUGACAUCCUCCAUCCUACGUUCCCAAAUCCUUCCAAGAUGCUGACCUACGACCUUAUUGCUGAUGUUUACCCCGCCGCUUUUGCAGCCACGCGUGGUGUCGCCUGCCGGCAUGAUGAGGGCAAGAACCACCCUCAUAGAUCACGGUUAACCAAACGGCAGCAGAACCAGAGCGGCAAUCAACACCACAGCCGUUGUCAACAGAAGAGCAAGUCCCAAUCACCACUCAGGCAGUACACUGCAGAUUCCUGUGACACCCCUGGGUACACUGACAGUGUUCAGCACAGAUACCCAGAAGAGCAGGAAAUUCUCUAUAACACCAGCAACAACAACGACAGUAAUCGACUUGAUCUCAACAACCUGAAGAUUGUGCAUGAAAAAUCAAUACAUGUUCCAGUUUCUGCUUACCCCAAAUCCUUCAUUCAGUGGCCCGUUGACGGCUCCACAAAAAACAAACGUAUUGCAGAAGUAAAGAAACAGGUGAAACUCCUCGGAGAGCUCAUCAAGAUGACUGUCGGGGGAGGCCAGCAUGAUGAAUCCCUUGCAGAUGACAAGACCCCCACCAAUCCCCCACCCUUCUCUGACCAUGUCGACAUGUCCAGAAUCCCCGCAUAUGCCCUUGUCCACUCAGCCGAAGAUGGAUCUCAACCCAAAUGGGAUGAUAUCAAGGAGCUUAUUAAUGCAGGCAAAAUGAAGGAGGCCAAAAUUAUGGUACGUGAAGCAGAUUGGAGUCUUGCCAGCCCAGUCCGUGAGGAAUUAUGGAAAGAAAUGUGCCGGCAUCAUUCAACAGAAAAAGACUUCAGUGAUUAUUACUACUGGGACACUGUCAAGCAGAUUUAUGGAACCACUGAACUCAGUGAGUGCCAUGCUCAACUGCCAGCCUUCAUUGACACCCACCAUACAGUCUCUCACUGCCUGUCCCCAAGAGGAGUCUCUGCCUGCGAACGUGUCAUCUCUGUCAUUGCUUUCUCCCACCCAGCCAUCACAUAUGCUCCAUCACUUUAUUCUCUGACAUCUGUACUCCUUCAUUACAUGGAUGAAACCGAUGUGUACAACUGCAUGUCUGUGUUGGUUUCUGGUUCCCAGAACAAAUUCAUCACACAGACCAAAGUGUCCCAUGAAGCCACUUGGAGAGCAGCCAUGAUCCUAGCCAGAAAACACAUUCGAGGUUCCUUCUCAACUCUUUCUAAAUUUGGUGUCACACAAGAACAGAUUGAAGAAGGAUUCCAGAAUUGGCUUUGGUGGAUCCUUGCCUCACUUCCUCUAACUCACUUGGUAAGAGUUCUUGACUGCUUCCUAUUUGAAGGGGCCAAAGUUUUGCUUCGAACUGCUCUUGCUAUUUUCCACCUGUUUGUCAAGGCAGUUAUGAAUGAUUCUUCCAUGGCUGCAUCUCUUCCUUCACGUGGGCUUAAAGAAGCUAUUUGCCGAUUUUGUCAAAAUAUCCAGGUACCCACACAGAAAUUACUAAAAACAGCAUUUGGCAUUCGUGGAUUUAGCAAGUCUGAAAUCACCAAAGUUAUUGUCCAGACUGAGAUGUUCCUGAAGAGCCAGCGCAGCAUGGGUGGCACAGGUAGUGGAUCUGGAGUUCCAGAAGUGCCAGCAUUAACACGUUCGGUGUCCCUGGAAGGCCUGCCAACAUCAGAAACCCAGGCUGACAUUCAGAUGAUGUCCCAUACCUUAACAAUCAAGGAGCUUUUGACUUUGUGGUCGUGGCUACCUGUGAGAAUGACAAUGCAUCAGCCUUCUCUUAUUUACACCACUGAAGAACAUGGCUGUUCCCUCACAACAUUCUUUCAGCGUGUGGAGAAGCAUGAACCAACACUCAUAUGCAUACGAACAGUAAAAGACCAUGUCUUUGGUGCCUACUGUUCCACGGCUUGGGAACAGCGCAACCUUAAGGACGAAUUUGGGAACCGACAGACCUACUUUGGAACAGGAGAAUGCUUCUUGUUCAGCCUCCGGCCUACUGUUGCCAAAUACCAGUGGGUUGGCAUAUCCAAACAGCAGCAGAAUUCAGAAUUGUCUUCAGUGGAGCAUUCAUCAGAACUCUUCAUGCAUGCAGACAGCUACAUGAUCACCAUUGGUGGAGGAGAUGGACAAGGUAUCAUGUUGGACCAAGAACUCCGCUUCGGCAAAACAGAAAAGUGCAACACCUUUGACAAUCCUCCUCUCACACCCGAUGUUGACUUUGAAGUGAAGGUCAUUGAGGUUUAUAGCUUUGCAAACGUGUAAGACCAAAAUAUUUUAAACUUCACUAAAAUAUUUGUAUUGUGAUAUUUUUGCUUGUUCAUUUAUCAAGGAACAAUAUAGAUUCUGAAUGGAUUUUUGAAUAGAGAAAAUCAAGGAUUUUUUCAUAGUGAUGAAUCAAGAAAAAAUCGUUUUUACAGCCAACUGAACUAUAUUUUCUUUAGUGUAUUUUUGCUAAGAGAAUAAAGUAAAGUAGUUUAGAAUACUCAAGUUACCAUAUCAAUUACAAAUUACCGAAUAGGUAAGUAUAACCCAAAGAGUGUAGUUAAUAUAACUACUUAGGAUACUCAUGCCUACUUAAAGAUAAUUAGUAAAUAGGCCAUUCAUAAUAUUAAAGUGUGCAGUUCAUCCCCCGGAAAUGUUGAACCUAGUCAGGAAAAUGCUAUGAUAUUAAUGUCAUUAUUGGCAUGACAGGAAGCAUAUUCAUGAUGUUAGAGGUUAUAAUUUUUUCCCCCUACUUAUUUAUUAGUAGAAUUCAAGCAGUUUUAAGUGAAAUAAGUUUAGUGGAUAAGUUCAAGAUUCAGGAGCAGUAAGUGAAAGAAUGUGCAAAAACAUACAGCACAUGAAAUACAAUAAAGUAAGGCAAGAAAUAUAAAGAAAUGGUAAAGCAAUAAUGAAAAAGCGAUUUGGUUGUAGUGAUGCAUUUAGAAUCAAAAGGAUUUCAACAUAACCAAAUAAUAGUGAUGUAAGAAGACAUGAUAAGGAAGAAGGGAAUCUUCAAUAUUGCAUGAAAAUAGCUGUUGUAAGUUGGCAUUGAAUUUAGAGAUAAAAACAUUUUUAUGGAAUUAAUGUACAUCAGCCCAAAAGCAUUUACAUACUGACAUUUUAGGAAUACUGAAUCUCAAGUGACAUGCAAUCAUUAUAUGGUCAGCUUGUAAAUCUGAGUGUUUAUUAUUAAUUUUAAAUGCAUACACUAGGUACUUUUGGCUUCUUUGUAGAGUUGCAUCAGACAUUACUAGUUGCAUAGAAAUAAUUUUUUGUGUGGUUAGCUUGCCAACAUGAAUUCUUAAAUGUUGCUACAGUAGAGUCAAUCACAGUGUUUACAAAUGUAAAAGAAAUAGAUUGCUUGGUUAGUAUGAAUUUGCCAGUUAAGCCUUGUGGAAGUAGAUUUGUGAUAUUCUUUAUAAGUACAGUAUAUUCUAAGGGUUAUAGACUGUUGAAUGACCAUUACAUAUCUUUCAAAAGAUAUCUAACAGUAAUUGACAACAUUAGGUUGUUAAAUUUUGUAGAAGUUAUAAAGAUUCUGUUGAAGCUGUUAGUGGUUUAAAUGAUUUUAAUAUGUAUUUCAUGUAAUGAGUGUAAUUGUAAACACAAGCACACCCAAGUGCACAUUGCACCACUUAGUGGGUAUGCUGAAGGAUUGCAAAAUCUUAUCAAAAAUGUUUACCAUCACGAGACCCUCAUCUUGUACCAGGGCAUGAGCAUUGCCAGGUACAACUAAAAAUGGGAAAGGAAUUCUCUCUGAUGAAUCUGAUGAAUAUAUCAGUUUGCAGCUAAAGGAUGUUGGUAUCAUGUAUGCUGAACACAAGUUUUUAAUUUAUAAGGCUAAAGGUAGUUUAAAAUAAUUUCAGAAAGAUUCAUCAGGUGAAUUUUUAUCUGUUACCUAAAUGGUGUUAUGAUGGAGCUAGUCUGUAUUAGAUUUACGUAUCCCUUUCAAUGAGAUAUUUUUGUGUCUUUAGUGCAGACUAUUACAUUAACUUGGAAUUUGUAUCUUGUACAUUUCAAGUUACAAAUAGUUUGCCUGAAAGGUUCUUUAAUACUAUAAAUGUCAGAUCAGUAAAAUUAGGUCCAUGAUUGUGUGUGUUCCAUUUCUUCUAUGUAUUGUAUUUAGGAUGCAAGUUGUCAUAGGAAGUUCGAUUGAUAGAUUAGUGGUCAGUUUCAGAUGUUUGUUUUGAAUUAUUAGUGUGUUUUCAAACCAAGGAUCUCGGCAUUUUUUGCACUUCAUUAAUCAUGGAGUCCUCUUUAUCAGUGUAUGGAAACAAUCCAGUUGUGUGGCAGGAUUAACUUUAUCGAUUCUUUAUUAACUUUACGUCCUUUGAAAGUGCUCUUAGGUGAUUGCGGAUGAUAUGUGAAGAAUUUAUUUAUCAUCCAUAUCUGCCAGGAUUAAGUAACUGUUAAUCAACGAACCUUUUUUUUUUUUGUACAUUUUGAAUAAUGAAUAAG